CAGAGCAGAUUCACUCCUGCAGUCAGUAGAGACACUGUGGGCAUUAACAGCCAGGAGCUACUCAGGAGAGCUACAGCAACUUUGAGUCCAGAUAUUUCUCUCUGAGUCGAUCUUGAGUCAGAUUGCUCAGCGAUGGCCAAAUGGGGGGAAGGAGAUCCUCGGUGGAUCGUUGAGGAGAGAGCUGAUGCCACCAACGUCAACAACUGGCACUGGACUGAGCGGGACGUCUCGGCCUGGUCCUCGGAGCGCCUCCGUCAGCUCCUGCUCGGCGUGCGGGUGGAGGGACCAGAGGGCGUCUGCGAGGUGACGGACGUCAGCAAGCUGGACGGAGAAGCUUCCAUCAACAACCGCAAAGGAAAACUCUUCUACUUCUACGAGUUUCAGCUGAAGGCCAGCUGGCUGGGUACGUCCUGCAGCGGACUGAAGUACAGAGGGACCAUCGACGUCCCCAACCUGUCCGAUGAGAACGAUGAAGAUGACCUGGAUAUCUCCGUGUCGCUGUGUAAGGACCAGCCCAGCACGCCGCUGUUGGACCUGAUGAAGAGGUCUGGGAUUAAGGAGGUCCGUAGGGUUCUGGGCCAGUACGUCCGCGACCUAAAAUCAGAUUUCAGUCAGGGGAUGAUCCUCCCCACUGCUGACGGACAGAAACCAUCCACACCUGUGGUGACCAAGAAGAACCAGGUGAAAAGCAGCAAAACUCAGAUUAGCUCUGAUGCAAAGUGCUCGUCCGGCCCUGCUCCUUGUCCCAAAGGUGUUCACAUCCAGACCUGCAGCUUCAGCCUGAAGGAAACCUUCCAGACCUCUGCUGACGAACUCUACCGGACCUUCAUCAACCAGGAGUUUGUUCAGGUGUUCACGCGCUCAGCGGCGACGGUUGACGGCCGACGAGGAGGAAGGUUCCAGCUUCUCGAUGGCAGCGUCAGUGGAGAGUUCACAGAACUGGUGCCGGACCAGAGGAUCGACAUGAGGUGGCGCUUCAGGACGUGGCCAAACGAGCACUACGCCACCGUCAGCCUGGAGCUGCUGGACCGAGGAGAUGAGACGGAGCUGAAGGCGGAGUGCCGAGGAGUUCCUGCAGGAGAGGAGGAGACCACCAGGGAGGGCUGGAAACGCUUUUACUUCCAGGCCAUCAAACAAACGUUUGGAUACUGAAGAACAUCUGAGAAGCUCCCACUUCAGAUGCAGCAGAUCCUGCCCCGGACCGACCAGCGUGCCAUCAUUCCUGUUUUUCCUGUUUUUUGGCUGGAACUCCUCGUUCGGACAGCGGGAAGCUGCCAGCGUGCCGCCUGGAGAACGUCCAGAUGGAGAGGAACCUCAGAGACGGCGUCACUGGGACGGCUGCUGACUGUUGGGCUUCAGACGCACAAACGUCACCUCAAGCCUCCAGCAGCCGCCAUGAAAUGCUAAUAAGCUGUUUUCAUUAAAAGAAUUCCUCUUAA
Messenger RNA from Fundulus heteroclitus (mummichog), 1439 nucleotides. Its product is annotated as activator of 90 kDa heat shock protein ATPase homolog 1. Gene Ontology annotation, biological process: protein folding; positive regulation of ATP-dependent activity. The record is from RefSeq and is a predicted model, not a curated record. NCBI's taxonomy places the organism in Eukaryota, Metazoa, Chordata, Actinopteri, Cyprinodontiformes, Fundulidae. Gene Ontology annotation, molecular function: protein-folding chaperone binding; ATPase activator activity. Bases 133 to 1152 code for a protein of 339 amino acids. The transcript has 10 exons. Gene Ontology annotation, cellular component: cytosol.